Messenger RNA from Coregonus sp. 'balchen', 1931 nucleotides. Lineage: Eukaryota; Metazoa; Chordata; Actinopteri; Salmoniformes; Salmonidae. The record is from the annotation of a GenBank genome assembly.
CUCAGAACCAUGUCAGGGUUUUUGGAAAGCAUCCGGUGCGGAGACUGCGAGUGCAAUGUGGACUGGGGAGAGAGGCGAAACACUAUUGCAUCUAUAGGUGCUGGAGUCCUGGUAGGUUCUACUCUACUAUAACAUUUGCCAACUUUAGAUCACUGAAAGUGAAAAAGGUGGCGGCAUAUUGCCUAAAUCUUAAUCCAUAUUCUUGCAGUUUUUCACUGGUUGGUGGAUAAUCAUUGAUGCAGCUGUUAAAUAUCCAGAUGAGGCGACCUUCCAUCACGCCUAUCACACUUGUGGAGUCAUCGCUACUGUGGCUUUUCUCAUGUAAGUCAUGCUGUGUUGUGAAUGUGUCUACCAGGGUUGGGGUCAGUCCCAUUUUAAUACAGGAAAUCAGUCUGUUCAAAUCUUCCUUUUGCCUUUGGUACCCAUCUAGGAUCAAUGCUGUCUCGAAUGGCCAGGUGAGAGGGGACAGCUACAGUGAAGGUUGCAUUGGGCAGACAGGUAUGUGUAUGAGAGAAUGGAAGUUAGGAUUUGCCCUUAAAUGCAGCUUGUAUUAUUUUGACCUCUGCAGUAAAAUUAUUGACCUAAUUCUGUGUUUUGGGGGACUUUUGUGGCCCAGUUUUUGACUUCUUACUGUAAGAAUACACACAGAGAGAUACAGUGGCUUGCGAAAGUAUUCACCCCCCCCUUGGCAUUUUUCCUAUUUUGUUGCGUUAUAACCUGGAAUUAAAAUGGAUUUUUUGAGGGCUUGUAUCAUUUGAUUUACACAACAUGCCUACCACUUUGAAGAUGCUAUUUUUUUUUAUGUGAAACAAACAAGAAAUAAGACAAAAAAACAGAACUUGAGCGUGCAUAACUAGUCAAAUGGCACGUUGUGUUUGCUAAUCUAAGUUUAUCGUUUUAAAAGGCUAAUUGAUCAUUAGAAAACCCUUUUGCAAUUAUGUUAGCACAGCUGAAAACUGUUGUGCUGAUUUUAAAGAAGCAAUAAAACUGGCCUUCUUGAGACUAGUUGAGUAUCUGGAGCAUCAGCAAUUGUGGGUUCGAUUACAGGCUCAAAAUGGCCAGAAACAAAUAACUUUCUUCUGAAACUCGUCAGUCUAUUCUUCUUCUGAGAAAUGAAUGCUAUUCCAUGCGAGAAAUUGCCAAGAAACUGAAGAUCUCGUACAACACUGUGUACUAUUCCAUUCACUGUGUACUAUUCCAUUCACUGUGUACUAUUCAGCACCACUUUUCCAUUAUUUAUUUUUUGAAACAAGUUAUUUUUUUCAUUUCACUUCACCAAUUUCGACUAUUUUGUGUAUGUCCAUUACAUGAAAUCCAAAUAAAAAUCCAUUUAAAUUACAGGUUGUAAUGCAACAAAAUAGGAAAAAUGCUAAGGGGGAUGAAUACUUUUGCAAGGCACCGUAUACACCCACCCACAUACAGUUGAAAUAAAAGAUAGCGCUUCAGACCCUAAUGAAUCCCUCCCACCUCUUUGUAUCACUGAUUGCAGGAGGUCGUGUGUGGCUCUUCAUUGGCUUCAUGCUGGCGUUCGGCUCUCUCAUUGCUUCCAUGUGGAUCCUGUUUGGAGGCUUCGUAGUGCCCAGUAAGUCCAGCAUGCCCACUCAGCAUGUGCUUAUUGUUAUGUACCCCAAACAAAUAGCUCAUCGACAUUGAGCAGUCAUUGUGCAAAACAUAAAUAAUUAUAAAGGUAUUUUUUUAUGUUUACAGAGAAACCUGUUGUGUAUCCUGGUAUUGCUGUUUUCUUCCAAAAUGCAUUCAUUUUCUUUGGGUAAGUAUUCUUAAGUUUUCUUUGUUUGACCUUAAGUAAAUUGUAUUUUCUGUUAUCUAUAAUACCAUGUCUACGAUGAUUAUUUUCUCUAAAUUAACCCCCACUCUUUUCCUCCAGGGGCUUGGUGUUUAAGUUUGGACGCACUGAAGACUUGUGGCAGUAA